CGUGUUCAUGAAGGCUUGUCUGCUCGUUUAUAUAUUCCUCGCUCGCUCGGUCGCCUUCCUUCUUGUUGUUGAACGCGUGUGCGAGGAAAUACUGGGGAGGAAGACCACCAUAUUCUAUAAUUUACGAAAAACCUUCGCAGAAUUUCGUCUUUCUUUCUCGUUCUUCCCCUCCGAUCACCUUUCUAUCCAGUCUUCUUCCUGUCUCUUCCCCCUUCCCCUCUCCCUCUCUACCGCUCUGUCUACUUCUUUUGCUCUCUUGCGCGCUUUUAAGAUCGUGUUCGUUAUUGAAAAGAGUGGAAGACAACGGUCGUGAACACAAGGCAAAUUCGCCUGAACCUAUUAAUUUUGGAACAGGGCAAAAAACUAAGUUUUAGCGUAGGUGGAGUGUUUUGCAAUUGAUCAAGUUGAGUUGGAUGAAGAUAAUCAUCUAGAGUCAUCCAAGUUUCUAUUGAACCCGGAGGACCCUGAAAGGUCAGUAGAUCCUGUAACUCAAGCGCGUUUGGAAGCUCUUCUGGAGGCAGCAGGUAUAGGCAAAUUGUCGUCAGGCGAUGGGAAGCACUUGGCAGAUCACGAGGUGCUCCGUCGUUUAACAUCUAGUGUUUCUUGUGCAUUGGACGAAGCAGCAGCAGCAUUAACGCGUAUGCGUAGCGAUAAUCCACGUACCCAAAACGAGAAGCGCUCGCUUGUGGAGGCCUGCACUGACGGCGACGUUGGUACUGUAAGAAAGUUGCUGACAGAAGGUCGCAGUGUUCACGAAACUACGGAAGAAGGAGAGAGUCUGCUCUCUCUUGCUUGUUCAGCUGGUUAUUACGAACUUGCUCAGGUAUUGUUGGCAAUGAAUGCAAACGUAGAAGAUCGUGGCAUCAAAGGGGAUUGUACCCCUCUGAUGGAGGCUGCCAGUGCAGGCCAUGUGGAUAUUGUAAGCUUACUUAUAGCACAUGGAGCUGAUGUUAAUGCUCAAUCAACUUCAGGUAACACUCCUCUGAUGUAUGGAUGUGCUGGUGGUCAUGAGGAAGUUGUACGUGUAUUGUUAGAAGCAGGUGCCAAUGUUGAAGAUCAUAAUGAAAAUGGUCAUACACCUUUAAUGGAAGCGGCCAGUGCUGGGCAUGUUCCAGUUGCCAAGAUUCUACUGGAACAUGGAGCUGGCAUUAAUACUCAUUCUAAUGAAUUUAAAGAAUCUGCUUUAACAUUGGCAUGUUACAAAGGACAUCUCGAAAUGGUGCGUUUCCUAUUGGAAGCUGGAGCUGAUCAGGAGCAUAAAACUGAUGAAAUGCACACUGCCCUUAUGGAAGCAUCUAUGGAUGGCCAUGUAGAAGUUGCACGUUUACUUUUAGAUUCUGGAGCUCAAGUAAAUAUGCCAACAGAUAGUUUUGAAUCGCCAUUAACUUUGGCAGCUUGUGGAGGUCACGUAGAUCUUGCGAUGCUUCUCAUUGAAAGAGGAGCGAAUAUUGAAGAAGUCAAUGAUGAGGGUUAUACACCUUUGAUGGAAGCUGCACGAGAGGGUCACGAAGAAAUGGUUGCAUUGCUUUUAAGUCAGGGUGCUAACAUCAACGCUCAGACAGAAGAAACUCAAGAAACAGCACUCACUUUAGCAUGCUGCGGCGGUUUCUUGGAAGUAGCUGACUUUUUAAUUAAAGCAGGGGCUGAUAUUGAAUUGGGUGCAUCUACUCCUUUAAUGGAAGCUGCACAGGAAGGACAUUUGGAUCUUGUUCGAUAUUUACUUGAAUCUGCUGCCGAUGUUCAUGCUCAAACACAAACAGGAGAUACAGCGUUAACAUACGCUUGUGAAAAUGGCCAUACCGAUGUCGCUGAUUUCUUAUUACAAUUUGGCGCUGACCUAGAACAUGAAUCUGAAGGAGGUAGAACUCCUUUAAUGAAAGCUUGUAGAGCAGGCCAUCUGUGUACUGCUCAGUUUCUUAUUUCCAAACGUGCUGAUGUUAAUCGACAAACAACAAACAAUGAUCAUACUCCCCUUUCGUUAGCUUGUGCUGGAGGUCAUCUUCCAGUUGUUGAACUGCUUCUUGCACAAUCUGCAGAUCCAUUUCAUAGACUCAAAGAUAAUUCUACUAUGCUGAUAGAAGCUGCCAAAGGUGGACACACUAGUGUAGUCCAACUUUUAUUAGAUUAUCCUCAUAGUAUUAUGAUGACUGCACCUCAUAAUACUACCCCUGCUCCUAUGUUACUCCCUCAACAACAACAACAACAACAGCAGCAGCAGCAGCAGCAGCAGCAACAACAGCAGCAGCAGCAGCAACAACAGCAGCAGCAGCAGCAACAACAACAGCAGCAGCAGCAGCAGCAGCAGCAACAACAGCAGCAGCAGCAGCAGCAGCAGCAGCAGCAACCACAGCAACAGCAACAGCAUGUAUCGCACCAGCCUCCAACACCUACACAACCUCAACAUCAACAACAACAGCAACAACAGCAAGCUGGAGAACAAUCACAAGUGCAGAAUCUUCAACCAAAACAUAAUACACAAAAAUCAUUGUUAAGAAAAAAUCGAUCUGCAACCAUAAUACCAGAUACAAGUCUUACCUCUGCUGAAGCACAGCAAGUCCGUUCCCAACCUGCAACAGAAACAAUAGUUACAGCAAAAGAUGAUACCAACAUUCUGGAUAAAGGUAGCGGAGGAUUCAAUAGUUUGUCCGCACCGAAUAUCAGUUUGAGUCCUGCUCCAGCUCCAACAUCUGGGUUGAAUACAUCCGAAAGCAGAAAGAACACUCGACAAGAGCAAAUUUUACAUAAGCAACACAUCCUUGAAGAGUUGCAAAGGGUAGAAAGAGAACUUCAAAUCAAGGGUGCAGGUCAUUUAUUUAAUGGUCCAAGAAAUGCCAACGUUAGAUCUACGCAGCAACCACAAGUUCAACAGCAAGAAUGUAAUGAACCUGAAACUUUCUUACCUGGUAUGCUCAAUAUUGACUUACCGGCUCAACCAGCAACUGCACCUCAUGGUUUAGUGUGCAGUACAACUGGCAUGUCAGGAAAUUCGUUAACGCAUCCAGCAACGCCUGAUGCAAUGACCCUUUACAAUAUCUUUCUUGAGGGAAAGAGAGUUGGCAUGGCCAGUGCAAUGAAAAAAGAGUCUUUCUCUACAGCAAAUAAAUUCCCUACUUCUCCCCCAUUAUCUCUUGCUACAAUACCUGCAACAUCAACAAUAACUCUGGUAACUUCUAAUACAUCCUCGACGACUACACCAAGUCCACCUAGUAUUUCAACGCCGCCAACGGUUAUGGCAAUUUCUCAACCUAUUACUGCAAGUAGUGAUGUUAGCCAGAACACUGCAAUUAGUGAUCGCCCAAAAGCUAAGCCCGUAUCUAAAAAGGAGGGAAAAAAUAUCCGAAAAGCCGCAUCUAGUAUGGCGGAUGGAAAAAUGCAACAACAACAAGCGACAUUGAUUGCUGGUCUCCAGCAACAAUAUCAACAGCAACAACAUCACCAUACGUAUCAAGUUCAACAGGUGCAUCAAUUACAACAACUGAACCAACAACUUCAAUUGCAAUUAGAUCAAGUACAGGUUCAGCAACAGCAGCAGCAACCACAACAACAGCAAGUUCAACAGCAACAACAACCGCAAGAACAACAACAGCAACAAUCGCAACAACAAUCUCAACAAAGUAGCAUUGUUACUGGUAGUGGUGGAGGAGUAUUGUUGCCUACUCAAUUGAUGUCGCACCUUCAUCCUACUCAUACGCAUCAUCUUCAUAAUCAGCAAGCAACAUCUCAGCAGAACCUUCCAGAACCAACAGAUCCUCAAUUAACAAGAUUACAUAGAGAUGGAACUUGUCCUUUCUUUGCUGCUGCUCAAAAAGCUAAAGCACUUUCUAACAACGAAAGAGUAAUAAAACUUGAAGAUGGAACUGAUAUUCCUCUUGAUGAUGCUUUUGAAAUUUUCCGUUCCAUUAGUUUCGAUGAUACUAUGGAUGCAACUGAAGAUCAAGAGAAACUCGAAUUGAAGAGAUUAGAAGUUUCCAAUAGUAAGGAACAACAAAACCAACAGCAACUUUUGCAAACUGCCCAAAUAAUUCAACAAGUAACCAGUCCUCAUACACCUCAAGAAUAUUUUGCUGGUCCUGUACCCACUGUACCACCAGUUUCUUUACCUACUCUACCAUCUUUACAAGUGACAAGUGCCGGAGUCCAAAUACAAGCAGAUAUAGCUCAAAGUCAAGUAUUGAAAGCUCGACUUUACCAAGAAGGUUAUCGCGAUGGUCUUCAAUUAAGACAACAGCAGAUCAUCCAUGAUACAUUUCAGUCGCAAUUGCUACUUCAGUCUUCUCAAAUAACAUUUCCUACCCAAACACUACCCACAAUUACUGGAGCAGCUGGAAUAAUGGACAAUAUGCCACAUCAAUCAAAUGGUUAUGUACAAUCUACAGUUUGUAGUACAAAUCAAGUUCAAGUUGCCACGCAAACUCAAGCACCAGCAACGACCACCGUUGCAACUGUGAUUCCUCCUGACAAGAAACAAGUUUAUACAGCGCCUACAACAGGAAAAGGCAAGAAAGCAAGAUAUCCGCUUCUUUCUCAACAACAGUCUUGUCAACAACAAACUACUACCACUAGCCAACAACAAACUCCUAACUUUCCAGCACAAAAUUAUCAAUUAGAUCCAGCAGCAGCUGCUGGUCAAUAUACAACCGGCGUUCCAGCAGUAGGUGGUUAUGCUACUAAUCAAGUACCACCAGUGCCAUUUGGAUGUAUGGAUGUAGAUUCGGAAACAGAUAGCAAUCAUGACACGGCACUGACAUUGGCAUGUGCAGGUGGUCAUGAAGAACUCGUAGAACUUCUUUUAAGUCGUGGUGCAGAUAUAGAACAUAGAGAUAAAAAAGGUUUUACUCCACUGAUCUUAGCAGCUACUGCUGGCCAUCAAAAAGUAGUAGAAAUUCUUCUUAAUCACGGAGCUGACAUAGAAGCCCAAUCUGAACGUACAAAGGAUACACCUUUGUCACUUGCAUGUAGCGGAGGCAGAUACGAAGUGGUUGAGCUCCUUCUUAACCGUGGUGCCAAUAAAGAACAUCGCAAUGUUUCCGAUUACACGCCAUUAAGUCUUGCAGCAUCUGGUGGUUAUGUGAAUAUAAUAAAGCUUCUUUUAAGCCAUGGCGCUGAAAUUAAUUCAAGAACUGGUUCGAAAUUGGGCAUUUCUCCGCUUAUGCUUGCUGCUAUGAAUGGUCAUACUGCGGCAGUUAAAUUACUUCUUGAUAUGGGCAGCGAUAUUAAUGCACAAAUAGAAACAAAUCGUAAUACUGCUUUGACACUAGCAUGUUUCCAAGGAAGACAUGAAGUUGUUAGCCUUUUACUUGAUCGAAAAGCUAAUGUGGAACAUCGCGCUAAGACGGGAUUAACACCAUUGAUGGAAGCUGCUAGUGGAGGUUACGUUGAAGUAGGUCGUGUAUUGCUUACCAAAGGCGCUGAUGUUAAUGCAACUCCUGUUCCAUCAUCUCGCGAUACUGCCCUUACAAUUGCUGCUGACAAAGGUCACUGCCGUUUCGUAGAAUUGUUACUAUCGAGAGGAACUCAAGUUGAAGUGAAGAAUAAGAAAGGAAAUAGUCCUUUAUGGCUUGCUGCUAAUGGAGGACAUCUUAACGUAGUAGAUUUAUUGUAUCAUGCUGGAGCGGAUAUAGAUUCUCAGGACAAUCGCAAGGUAUCGUGUUUAAUGGCGGCAUUUCGCAAAGGACAUAUUAAAGUGGUCAAGUGGAUGGUAAAUCAUGUAACACAAUUCCCGAGUGAUCAGGAUAUGACAAGAUACAUAGCUACUAUUAGCGACAAAGAGCUUUUAGAAAAAUGUCAAGAGUGUGUUAAAGUAAUAAGAGCUGCGAAAGAAACUCAAGCUGCUAAAGCCAAUAAGAAUGCAACAAUACUAUUGGAGGAACUUGAUAUGGAAAAGACAAGGGAGGAAUCGAAGAAGGCAGCAGCUGCUCGCAGACGUGAAAGGAAGAAAAAGAAGAAAUUAGAAAAGAAAGAGGAAAGACGAAAACUUCAUGAGGAAUAUAAAAAGAACGAAUCGAAUUUUGAUGAAAAGGAAGAAAAUGAGAAAAAAUCUGUGGACGAAGAAUGUGAUAGAACGGAAGAUAGUGAACACGAAGGUGGCGAUAGUUGUGAAAGAGUGGACAGUGUACCAUCACCUGUUAAUAGAAACCCGGAAGAUCCUGAUAGGGAGGAAGGUGAUAGUGGUAUUGAUGCAAACAGUCAAGGUAGUUGUAGUAGUAAUGAUGUCAAAGCGAGAGAGAAGAAAAAAGAUAAGAAAAAGAAAAAAAGUAAUAGUCCUAGUAACAAUGACAAGGAUACUUCCCCACAACGAUCAUCUAAAUCUAUUAUCACGCAGAAUACUUCCUUACCUCAGAAUACUGUAACACCUACUAAAUCACAAAAUAGUACUUCCGAAAAAAGAAAUUUGAGUAAUGUCACCAAUGCAACAUCUAUGACUUCCGCUUCGACCACAAGUACAAGAACCUCUGUCAAUUGUGGAGAACGUAAACUGAAAGGACAAUUGGUAUUUGAGUCAUCAAGGCAUCCAGCUGAUAGAGAAGAUUUUGAGGCCACUGGCAAUGAAACGUAUAUACCUGGAAAAGGGAAAAAACCUUACAGUAAUCAAUAUGAUGGGGAUUCUUUAAAUACAUCUUCAAAAGCAACUAAUACGACUAGUCCAAAACAAGGAGGUAAACGCGAGGAAGGUUGGAAAGAAGUUGUACGCAAGGGCCAAUCUGAUGAUUCGGGGAGAUUCAUGAACUCUCCUUUCCGUUCUAAAAAAGUUUCAGUGCCACCAAACGCUAUUAGUCGAGUAAUUGGUAGAGGUGGAAGUAAUAUAAAUGCCAUUAGAGGUGCAACAGGUGCUCAUAUUGAAGUAGAAAAACAAAGCAAGUCUCAAGGAGAAAGAAUAAUUACUAUCAAAGGAUCGUCUGAUGCUACAAAACAAGCACACACACUAAUUGCAGCACUUAUAAAAGAUCCAGAUGUUGAUAUCCUGCAAAUGCUGCCAAAGUCCAAACUUACUGUUGUUACAACUUCAUCUUGGGAUAAAGCUGUCUCCACUGUUGCCGCAACGAAGGCUAAAGUUGGUCCUGUAAAUAAGCCUACUACUUUGGGAUCUACUACCAGUAAUCCUCAAUCGAACAAAUCAGGAUACACAUCGGGAGUAUCCACCGUCAAUCAGCUGAUUCCUCUUCGGAGCGCGUCCACUAUUAAACUUGCCGGUGCCUUUCCAACAUCUUUACCAAGGGCUACAGCGCCUAGAUUAGUAGCUGCAGCUGAAAAACGUGCACAAGCUGCAGCUGCCCAAAUGGCUUCAUCAUCAAAUACGAAGACAACAAUGUCUUAUACCAGCGCAAUCAUGACAGCGGGAAGGGCAACAAAAAUUGUAACAACAAGUACCACGCAAACGUUUGCAGCUAAACUUUCUGAGAUCACUGCCUCGACACAUACUUCUACCACUGUCAUGCAAUCGACUCAUACUACUGUAAACAAGCAAAAGUCUCUACAAGCCAACACUGUGACCAUAGUAUCGGCCACAGCCGCAGGUACAGCUCAGACAUCUUCUCAACAGUCUCUAGUUAGUACAUCGCCAAAGCACUGCCGACCACUAGCUACAUUGUCUGCCCCGCCAACUAUUGCACCUCAUUAUACUGGAAAACCUAAUUAUUCGUCUGGCUCAAGUGUAACUCCGUCUGGCAUAAACGUAACGUCGACCUGUUCGGAAACCAAUGUGGUGUCAACUUCUGCUAAUUCUGUACGUGUAACACCCUCACCGCCUGCUGUAUCGCAAGCUCAAAACUUACAGCAACAACAUCAACAACAGCAGCAACAACAACAACAACAACAACAACAACAGCAGCAACAACAACAACAGCAAUUGCAACAGCAGCAACAGCAAGUGCGUAGUUCUACUCCUAUUGCGCCUACAUUGCAAGAACAACAACAGCAGCAACAGCAACAACAGCAACAACAACAGCAGCAGCAGCAGCAACAACCGAACAAUGCACCACUUGAGUAUUCCCUAUUUAAUGAUAGUUUCACAAAAGUGACACAGCAAUCAAUGUGGGGUGGCAGAGAAAAUGAAUCUCAAAAAAGUAUGAACUUCGCCACGGUCGCAGGAGGUGGAGUAUCAGUAAAUACAUCUGGCUCAUCGACAUCCAAAUUCAUCGAUAGUGUUCCACCUCAGGUGGAUGCAUCUAAGGCACCAGGUUACAGAGGAACAGCUAUGUGUUCUCCCGUUUCAAGUAAAUCUAGCGGCGUAACGAAUACGUCUGGAAAUGCCAUAGGCGGUGGUAUCUCAUCCUCCGUACAUAAUCCAAUACAGCCUCCUCAAUUCCAAUCCUCCGCGAAUUAUAACGAACAUCCUCUUCCGAAUAAGCCACCGGGUAGUUUAGCCGUAGCUCGACCAGUGAUUCCUCAGCAAAGUAUGGAAAUGGGUUCGACAAUCACGCAAUUUAAUCGGCCAGUCUUUCAAGGUGAUCUUACAACCCGGAACGCGACAACGCAUCAGCCACACGUUAUGCCCUCUACGUCUCAGCCUACGCUAGACGUUGGUCUAUUCAAAACUAAUAAUGGCAGUUACGAACAUCCAAGCGUAAAUUCGAGUUUACUUAAAAUGGUACCAAACGAAGGGCAAGCAGCGCAUCCUUUAUUACCCUUUCAUCCUCAUAUGCAAAGUUAUACACAGACUAUACCACAGUCUGCUUCUGUAAAUACUACCGUUAGUAUGUCCAGAUUGAACCCCAGAGCGCCCGACUUCUCUAGUUCAUUGCACUUGAGUAGCAAGCCUCAAGUGACUAUGUUUAACACAGGAUCAGGAAUUCAUCCCAAUAUGUUUGCUACCGUACCAGCACCUCCUCCAUCCGCGAUGCAAACCAAUAAUUUAGCCAUGCUGGGUAAUUUCCCUCUAGGAAAAUAUCAAGCUCCAUCACGUGGAACACCUAGUACUGGCAUCUCGGCAAAUGGUCAAACUCGUUGGCCAUUUGCACCUCCUCAUACUAAUUAUCCUCCGCAUCAGGAUCCAAUGAUGGGACAAAUUAGUUUUUCGAAUCAUAUGGCAAAUAUGACCGCACAACCUGGUAGUAUAGACUUAAUUACAAGUCUGGAAAAUGGAGGCUCACCAACAAUAUCACCAUCGUCACCGGCACAGGUUGCUCAGGAAAUUAAUCAAUUGAAAAUAGAAGAUAGAAAAGUGCCGCGGCCGAUUGGUACGGAAAGAGCGUGGAAGAAUUAUACAGCUACAGGAAUGGGACCUGGUGGUGAUGCCGAAUCCCUCAAUUGGAUGCUUAAUAACGAAAAACUAGUGGGAUCUUGGGCAAGUUUAGCUCCUGGCAUAGAUAGGCAUCAGAUGUUUCGUUCAAAUGCUACUUACAACCGUAUAUCUAAUGUUGAUGCCGAACUUCAUCAAAUGAUGGAAUCUUCCUUCCAGGGUCAUGUGGACGCUCAACAACCUUUUCCUAAUGGAAGUGCUGCCACUUUAUCUUUAAUGCCAGGUUUAACUUUGUUGCCUGGACAAUUUGGGGCACCUGGACUAGCAGAAAUGCCUCCUACUGAACCAACGAAAUUAGAUGCUCCCUCUUGGGGAAUUCCUGAUGCUGUCCAAGACAAACAACAUCCGGGGUGGAAUAAAUGGACUCAUUAAACAAAGAUCUCUCAUCUCAAGAUAAUGUUUCUUUAUCGUCUGAUCUGGAUGAAGAGAAAUAGAUUCGCAAUUCAAAGUAGCGAUAGAUGGAACUGACAUAACGAAGCGUUGUUUCUAGGCACAUCAACUACAUUACUACCUAUUAUAUUCAUUAAACUACAGAUCCAAUAUUACUUGUCAUGGUAGAAGAUAAGAUAGCAAAUCCUUACUACAGCUUAUUGCUAUUAUCUAGAGUAAUUAUCCGAUAAAUAUUGAAUACGGCAUAAACAGAUCAACGACGGCGAAGGAUCGACAAAACAGAAAGUAAUGUAACAAUUAAGUUACUUCGUUCGUUCAUAAGUCGAUCCUUAGCGCCGGUAGUAGCACGCUCUAGAACUAACCGACAAGAAUCGAAACGAUGUUGAUGAUGGUGACUCUGUUACUCUGUCAUUGGAAUACUCUGCCAAUUUGCGAAAUACGAAUAUAAUAUUCUUUACCAUUCGAUGCAACGUGUGCGCGUAUAUUAUAAUGCAAAUAUGCACACUUGUAAUACACAUGCACCAGAGACAAAUGUUCAGCUUUGAUUUUGACGGUAGUAAAUCCUACAUAACACGUAAGACUUUGCCAAUGAUCAAUUAUUUCAUCAUUAUCAGCAGUCUCUUUGAUGCUUCUCUACUAUUCUGUAUUCUAUAUUCUGUAUUCUUAUAUGUUUUUAGUUUCAUUGAAUAUAAGUAUGCUGUUAUUGAUAAUUCUUUAAUAUAUAAAAGACGCGAUAUAAGCAUUAAACAUUUUCGCGAAUUUCACAAAGUCGUGUUUAUUCCAUGGCUUUGCGUUAAAAUUUGAAUACAACCAUAUGCUGGAAGAUACUGAUAAAAAUAAGUGGGAGUUCAGAAUCCUAUGUAAUUUCGUAUAAUCGAUAUAUUCGUUCUUCCUGUUAUAUCCUCUAUACUCGCUCAUAAUCAUUUAAUUGAUGCUAUUAGUACUAUAAUUCCACUGCGCUCUAUAAAACUCAUGUUCAAUAUCAUUGUUAGCAGCGAUGAUAAUGAAAAACCUAUAGCGAACUGAUUGUAUAGAUUGCAACGAACACACGUUGGUGUUGCAUUGGCAAUAUUCAAUGACUAUGCUAGUUCGGGGCUUUAGUUCACCAUUCGCUGAUACAAGCAUACACGGAUAUAUUAUUUUCAGAUUGUCCUUAUUAACAAGAUAAUAACCACCACCAUGUGACAGUUUAUUACGUGCACAGAUUAUCGUAUGACUGUUAGCAAAGAGAAAUUUAUACUUGAGCACAACGCAAGGAAAUGACCAGGCUCUUAAAACCCAAUCUACGUAAGCAAUGAUGUUGGCAAAAACCAACAUAUAAGAUUGUAUUAAUAAUACAUUAUAUUACGUAUACUGAAUCCUAUUCAGAUCAAUGAAUACUGUUCAUCAUUAAAGUGGUAGCGGACCGCCAACACGUAAUAUAACUGAGCGUGUCCUAGCGACAGUGCUAUUAUAAUACUAUUAUUGCUGUGGUGGUAAUGUUUAUUAUUAUAUUAUGAUUAUUAUUAAAAAAAAAGAAAAAAAAAACAACUAGAGGAAAGGAAGGUGCAUAGGAAUGUGUCACCUGCUGUCUCGGCUGGACUAGUAGGAUAUACUAAAUAAUAUAGAUACACUCGAUAUAUGAAAUGUUCAUUUUAAUUGAACAUUUGAAAAUCUUUCUUGGCGGGGAUUUCGGCAAGUGUUCAAUACAUAACGACGAUACUAUAAUUGAAACGGUCCCCGUAUAAGUUUCAAUUAAGCUCAUGAAAAAUCAUACGAGGGCUUUGACCUAUAUUCCAGGGAGCGCUUCAAUUAUUCUCUAAGAUACAUUGUUAUAAUUUAAAGCCUAUUUUCAAAUUUGAUUUAUGAUAACUGCGAUAUAUGAUACAAAACUAUUAUAUGACAUAUAACAAUAAAGCAACUAAAUAAAUAAUGA
Messenger RNA from Vespa mandarinia (Asian giant hornet), 11543 nucleotides. RefSeq names its product multiple ankyrin repeats single KH domain (gene mask). Gene Ontology annotation, molecular function: RNA binding; protein binding. The record is from RefSeq and is a predicted model, not a curated record. Gene Ontology annotation, cellular component: cytoplasm. Lineage: Eukaryota; Metazoa; Arthropoda; Insecta; Hymenoptera; Vespidae. Gene Ontology annotation, biological process: innate immune response.